GCUGUCACCUCCUUCCCCCUCCUGGUCGCCAUCCAAUCCUUGGCUACCCGAAGGACGCCCACCGACACCGCACCACCACGAAGAAUUCGCCAUGACCCAACUCCAGCCCUCCUCACAUUUCACCCCCUCAAGGACCCAAGCGUUCCCCCUUACAAGGACCCCAACAGAACAUGGUUCAUGAGCACCCUCACCGGCCGCCCCGAGCACUUCGUCUUCCCUUCUCGCCGCCCUCACGACAAAAUCCUCUGCAUCGACACCCAUAACAAGUCCUAUGCGCUUGGCGCGUCGGAGAACAUCUUCCCCUCCGGUGGGAUCGUCGUGCGUGGCCUGUCACUCAUAGCUGACGGCUGCUACGACUUCGAGAACCCGUGGCAUGCGUUCAAUGCAGUGUCGCCCCUUCUUCCCAUGGUGGAGCGAGUGGCGCCGGGGAAGCAAGCCGAAACGGUUCGUGUUGUUCAAGCGGUGAGCUGGUGAGGAGUAUUGGGGGGAACGAUCAAACUCUUACAGUGAUCAAUUGGGUCCGAACCUAACUCAAUCAACUGUUCCCCAUCCGAAAUGUUGGGUCGAGUCAACUUCGUCUGGUCCGGUUUUUAUUUCGUCGCUCGAGAGAGAGGCUAGCGAACUCGUUCCUUUUUUUCUGUCCCGAAGCCACAACGAUGCAGGCGCGAUGGUUCGCCAGCAUCGGUCGACAUUUGCUCUCCUCUUCCCGGCCUGCCUUCGCUCCUGCUCCCUUCCCGUAUCGAUGCCUCCGAUCAGUGGCGUUACCCGUAGAUCCUUCCAUUCGCAAGACCGUUAUCAGUGACUUCAUUUCCGCAGCUCUCCGCGACCGGCCGCCGGUUUUAGGGUUUCACACUCCCUCUCGUCUUCUUCCGGCGACGCAGUCACGUUUUUAUGCGGUGAAGGAUAGAUCGAGGGCGCCGCGCACGCCAGUUACUUCUAAAGUGAAGAAAUAUAAGAUCAAAUCUUACUCAUCUUUUAAAUUCCGAUUUAGGACCAUGAACAAUGGACAAAUACGGAGAUGGAAAGCUGGAAAGCGGCAUAAUGCACACUUGAAGUCUAAGGAGGCGAAACGGAGACUAAGGAGGCCUGGAAUUGUGCAUGCAGCAUAUGCAAAGGUUAUGAAGAAGUUGAACUUUUGUGCCUAGGACUGACUGAAAGCAUGAUGAUUCUGUUUUGGGAAAGUCCACAUUUCUACCUCAAGAUUAGUAUUAAGCUGCUUGAUGUUCCAUGACUAUGAUCCUAAACUGCUCCCAUAAAGAAUAUGUUCCCUGGCUUUGCCUUAUUUGAAGAGAAAACACACAAGCUGUUCAAAUUGUCAAUUUGUCUUACUUUUCUGGUACUCGAAACAAGUAACUCUCUUCAGAACUUCUGUUGCAGUACAAAUUUACAGAGCCCUUGAACACCA
Messenger RNA from Musa acuminata AAA Group (dessert banana), 1405 nucleotides. RefSeq lists its product as uncharacterized. Gene Ontology annotation, biological process: translation. The record is from RefSeq and is a predicted model, not a curated record. Gene Ontology annotation, cellular component: ribosome. The transcript is spliced from 4 exons. Gene Ontology annotation, molecular function: structural constituent of ribosome. The coding region runs from base 657 to 1145 and encodes 162 amino acids. Lineage: Eukaryota; Viridiplantae; Streptophyta; Magnoliopsida; Zingiberales; Musaceae.